This is a messenger RNA of Porites evermanni, 3151 nucleotides long. The record is from the annotation of a GenBank genome assembly. Lineage: Eukaryota; Metazoa; Cnidaria; Anthozoa; Scleractinia; Poritidae.
AUGCUAGAAUUACUCAAACGAAACAUCGACAUACGUUUUACUGAAAGACAAAGUAGAUAUGGGUCUUUUAAUUUAAUUUGUCCAAAGUAUAAGAAAGAAUCAGAAGGUGCCAGGACUUUUCAAGUAUCAGCCACUAGGUUUUGGAAUUCACUUCCCAAUGAAAUUAAGUGUAGUUCUAGUUUAGAAAUUUUAAAGAAAUCUUUAUGUAAGUAUUUUUUGGAGUCCUAUAAAGAUGUUCAUCACUUUACUAUAGCUUAGGCUAUUCAACUUUAUUCUUAUAUAUCUUAUAUUUUUAGAUAAUUCAUAUUUUAAUUGUUAAAUCACCUAGUUUUAAUUAUUUCAUUAUUUAUAUGUAUUUGUGUUUAUUUUUAAUUUGUUUUGAGGGCCAGGAGUUUGUCAGAAUUUUAUACUGUCAAGUGCCACCCUCGAAAAAUAAAGGUGAUUAUUAUUAUUAUUAAAGCGUGAAAAGUAAAUUGAUUUUAAUUCUUUUUGAGUACAACUUAAAGACGAACGUUUGGGUUUACCUAGCAGUGAUUUAAGUGUUGUCGAGGCUGAUGUCAUUGUAAGCAGCGUUGUUGUUGAAACAGACUUUGAUGUUCUAACAGCUGAUAUCACUGUGGAAAGUGGUGUGCUUGUUUCUAUUGGGAUAAUUUAAAAGAAAGUUUAAGUAAAAAUUAAAAUCAAUCAUGAAUCCGGGUUGUUCAAAAUGGGUGCAGAUAACCCAGGGUUAGUGGGAAAUAUGAAUUUAUAACAUAGCGCGCGUGCUCGCCCUAUUUAAGUCCUAUUGAGCCGCUAUGAACAAAAUCUUUAUUUACGCACGCCCGUGCGUAAAUAAGAUGACGUGAGCAUUUUUUUUUUACCUGGCUGCAAAAUUGUCGACUUUUAAGCUGCAGUGCACUUUUCCUUCUCUUUAAAACACGGAAGAAACCAGCAAAGAACUGCCCAAUUUUUCUGUCGGCAUUGACCUUUUAGGUCCUGGUCCAACAAGCAGCAAAAAUAAAGCCGAAUUUAAAAAAAAACUCGCAAGUCGCGCGUUUCACAAAUUUGUCGAAGACCAGCUGCAGCAAAUUUUGGCCGAAAGACAUUCACUGGGAACAGAACAGACUCCAACUGGUCAUCAACAACAUUUAAAGGCAAAAUUUCCGUUUUUAUUGUUGUUUUUAAAUUUGUUAUGUACUUUGUUUUCUCCGGACAAUCCGACUGAAGCAGGAAAAUUUCUCUCGCAAUAACAACACAAAUUACACAAGAAGACAUAAAUUUUCUACUCACAAAAACAACUGCUGCCAGGUCUUCUCAAGAAGCCGUAAUGACCAGCCAAUGUUCGUAAAUGAAUAUAAGUUUAAAGAAGGAUGACAGUCGUCUUCGCUAAAAACAUGUUUUCUGGAUUUCGCCGAGCAAAACGUAAACAUCUUUUCAGCAAAUCCAAACCAUACUCCACGACUUCUUACGAACAUGUUAGUAUUUUAACUUUAGGUGAACUUUAAGACUCUUUUACCUUUGUUUCUGCUUAGUUUCCAUUGAUCGUUAACGAAUAAAGAAGCAAAUUUUCUUUCUCAGUUUUACAGAAAGAAUAUUUUCAUUCAAACUAGACGAUUGUGGCGUGUUCGUAAUCAGCCAAUAGAACCGUUUGUUAUUGUGUAGCGCGUUACGAGAAUUUUGCAGUUCAUCAAAAAGCAAGCAUUUUUGUCAGCUAUGUUAUAAAAGAAUUUGCUCAUGCUUAUAGCUGUGCGUAUAUCGAGUUAUGGAUGCACUUGGGAAGUUUGGAGAGCACUCAAGAAGCUAGAGUUGCACUCGGCUACCGCCUCGUGCAACUCUUACGCAUCUUUCGUGCUCUCCAAACUUCCCGCGUGCAUCCAUAACUCGAUAUACGCACGCUAAGCAUGAACAAAUUUUUAAUUAGAAACGAAAGCGUAAAAAGUAAAUUUCACCAGUUAUAGUUCUUUUUGAGUACAUCUUAAGGUGUAUUCAUACAGUUUUUCGGAGACCACACCGAUGUUGAAGCGAUUUUGUCCUUGUCCGAUUGCUACAAACUUUUCACCAGUGAUUGCCUAUGAAUUGAAGUUUGUCAAAAUGCGGUUUCUAGUAAAAUCGAUAUCACUCUGACAGCAAUAAAACGAAACACUUUGAAAUCGACAAAAUCCGAAUUUUGCGCGAUCUAGACCUUUUACUGAAAGUCCGACGGCCAGGAACUUAAAGUGUGGUGUUUAGCAUGUACCCUCCGUGAGAAGUAGAAAAUUCUGUAUGUUUGAAUUCAAAUAAAACGCAAUUAAUAUAUUUCAGACCUUAUAUUUUCAAUAGCCGUGAUAAAAUGUUUGAUAAAAAAAGUUCUAAAUAACUCACAUUAAUCUUAAGUAGAGUCAGAAAGCUGCUAGAUAUCAUUUUUCGAUGCUAGGAAAUUUCGGUGUAUUUUUUGUCUUGCGAUCCUGAUAACUAACCUGUUUCCUCAGCAGCUGUCUAAGUGCAACUUUAUUCUAAACUUUGACUUUUAGCCCUUUUCUGUAUUAUCUGUAAAACGGCUCGAGAUAAUUCUUUUUUUAACCUCAUCAUAUAAUCUUCAUGAUGUAUAUCAGACUCGUACCCAGUCGCUAUUUGUGUGUUUUUGGGGUGAGAGAAGAAUGGGGGCUAGGUUGAGGCGCGCGAGAUCUCAUGGGAAGGUACACCACGCCUUCUCUCAUUUAGUUGCACACAAAAGGUAUCAAAAUGGAUUUGCUUUUUAAGCUUUCAUAUCUAAAUUUAUAUUACCACACUGUAAGUUUCUGGUGUCGGACUUUCAAUAGCAAGUCUAGAUCGCGCAAAAUUCGGAUUUUAUCGAUGUCAAAAUUUUUUGUUUGUUGUUGUCAUAGUGAUAUAGGUUUUACUAAAAGCUGCAUUUCGAUAAACUUCAAUUCAUAGUCACUCACUGGUGAAAGUUUUGUAGCGAUCGAACGAGGGUAAAAUCACUUUUAAGUUGAUUGAAAAAUAUCGGUAUGGUCUCCCAAAAACUGUAUCGAAACACCUUGAAGAAGAAAGUUUGGGUUUACCUGGCAGUGGUUUGGGUGUUAUCAAGGCUGAUGUCAUUGUAAGCAGCGUUGUUGUUGAAACAGACUUUGAUGUUGUUACAGCUGAUAUCACUGUGGAAAGUGGUGUGCUUGUAUCUAUUGGAGUAAUUUAA